CCAUCCCUUCAAAUCUCCUUUUAUUGCCUCUUCCCAUGUCAAUUUUGGUCUUCCUCUGCCUCUCUUCACAUUACUAUCACGUCUUAGGGUUCCACUACGCACCGGUGCCUCCGGAGGCCUUCGUUGGAGAUGUUAUUGAUGUUGAAAAUAAAGUUACCUAUUGUUGUUAUUACACAUCCAAUCUCUAUCCAAAAUAGACCCUUAGAACUUUAGGGUGCUGCAACUAUUAAUACUUUGCAUCCUUGAUUUUAGAGUUACAUCCUUUAAGAAUCUACAAUCAAUUUGAAAUUGGCUUCUCGUUAUCCUAUAACUCUUAAUGCUCUAUGCUUCAAUCUUUUCUAAAGGUAGAGCCGUAAAUAUAAUCUCAUUUGAGAAAUGAUUUCUAGAAUAGAAAGGUACCUUUUUAUUAAAAGAACCACAAUUUGUCCUAGGAUCUUAUGGGUGUGUUUGCUUUGGUAUCUUGUAUUGUUUGAUCAACUUUUGCACCGCUUUGUUGUGUCAAAAUUUUCCUAAUUUGCCACCUUGAUUUGUUUUGAUGAACAAAGUGAACUGCUUUAUUUCAUUCCCAUUUUUGGCAUGCUACUUUUUUGCUAGAUUCUAAUUUUUUGCUAGACUACUAAUACCAAAUGUGAUUUACCUUCUCUGCUAUUUUUCCAAAAAAAUUUUGUGGUGAUGCUUAUAUGGAUUGAGUUUCAUCAUUGGUCCCUUUAUCCAUGUUAUAAAAUUGAAUUCAAAAGUCGUCUUCCCUUAAUUGUUUUUUUUAGAAGAAGAGAUAUAGGCAAGGAAAAUAAAUCACAGACAUUCGCUUGCUUCCCAUGCUCCAUGUGUAUACUGGUUUUUAGAAUGCACGUGGGUGGCGACCUUUGAUGACUAUAUAACACGCCUUGGAGCCAACAUCAUAGAGUGUAGCUUAUUGCUUGACAAUGAGAGCCAACGGGAUGAAAACUUUGUUUUCGUCCAUGGCAAGUCAAUGAUAUUGGCCAUUCUCUCUGGUGCUGAGAAUUUUUUAUGUGUACAUCAUGUUCUCCGUAUUGUUUCAUUUGGAAGCCGCUUACAAUAUAGGAAAGUGUCGAGGAAGUCUUUCGAGGAGAAUGAGUCCAAUGUUGAUCAUAUGGAGCACUACAAAUAUGUUCUCUCUAAGCUCUUGAGGGGGCAAGAUGACUCUUUCCGUAAAGGAGGUUGUAAAGAAGUUCAAGGUGGUAGUACUCAAAAUAAAGGCAAAGAUGGCAACAUUUGCAAUAGAACUUUUCCAUUAUUCACAGAACCAAUCAGUGGCCUAUCGAAUAAUGAUAAGGAGAGAAUAAAGCUUUGCCUUCAUGAGAUUAUUACAUUCCUCAACAAUGAUGUUGAUGAGGUUGAUCAAGAUAUUAAGGCAAUGGAAGAAAGGGGUGAAACAUGUCAGGACACUGUGAAGAAGCUAUCUACUGGUUUGUUGGGAAAGCUAGGUAAAAUGGCGCAAGGUGUCGACGACUUGCUAAAUACAGCAGCAUCCAAAUGCAGAUCUAUGAGUACCGAGGAGAAGAUUGAACUUGGUAGGCGCAUCCGAAAGCUCCCAGAGGAGUCACUUAAUCAUGUUGUGGAGAUAAUUACAACUAGAAAACUGGCAAGUCAGAGUUCUAAUCGAAUAACCAUGAACUUGGGAGAACUGGAUGAUGCGACUUUAUGGAGGCUGUAUUACCACGUGGAGUAUGUACUAAAAGAAAACAAGAAAUGAUUCUCAAAUCUCAAUGCUUCAUGGCCAUAGCGUCCAGCACGGAUUCUUAGCUGAAUAUCCCGUGGAAGCCCUACCCACAAGGCCACAACUCGGAGGAGCACUUGCAUGAUCGUUCUGACCGGGUGCAGUACUUUGGAAUCCCCAUGUUUUGCAGCAUUCGCAUUGGCGAAUCAGCUUGUAUGUAGGCGGUAGCAGCAUCUGUAUGUGCGCAUGGGCAUAUGUGCUAUCAGUGAGGGAUGUAGCAUCAAAACAGCAUCACGAAUAGCGUGCAGAGAUUACGGGGAAAAAAAAGUAGUCCCUAGAUUUAGAGAAACUUGUGUUGUAACCACAUGGGCUGUGGUGGCAAAUGAAGUUUUUUUCAUGCCAGAUUGGCAUCUGUUAUGGAAAAGCGUCACUGCAAAUUUUACAAUC
Setaria italica (foxtail millet) is the source of this 2125-nucleotide messenger RNA. RefSeq lists its product as uncharacterized. The coding region runs from base 971 to 1714 and encodes 247 amino acids. Lineage: Eukaryota; Viridiplantae; Streptophyta; Magnoliopsida; Poales; Poaceae. The record is from RefSeq and is a predicted model, not a curated record. The transcript is spliced from 6 exons.